Molecule: messenger RNA, 3438 nt
Organism: Girardinichthys multiradiatus
Lineage: Eukaryota; Metazoa; Chordata; Actinopteri; Cyprinodontiformes; Goodeidae
Gene: pou6f1
Product: POU class 6 homeobox 1
Exons: 13
Coding region: 625-2439 (604 amino acids)
Biological process (GO): regulation of transcription by RNA polymerase II
Molecular function (GO): DNA-binding transcription factor activity, RNA polymerase II-specific; RNA polymerase II cis-regulatory region sequence-specific DNA binding
Source: RefSeq, a predicted model, not a curated record
CUCAAGUCGAGGCAGACAUUUUUCAAUGCAAGAUUUUUUUUCUUGCAUAAAUUAUGUUCAUGACGUAGUGCAAGAGGACAAUUUGGGGACAAUUUUGUCCGAGUUUCCAGCUCUGGGGGGAUUCCGGGAGACACCUGGAGGAUUCCUGAUGGUGUGAACUGUUGUAGAAAGGCCACCGUCAUUAAAUAUUAAGGCAGAGGAGAUCCUAACAUUGCAGCCCUCCUUAUCAAUGCAAAUACCUCUCUUUUGUGUGCAGUCACAGCGCCUGUCUGGAAGCUGAGAUGAAUUUCUAAUGAUGUGUGACUGAAACAAACUGUGACAGGGAGCCUUUUAAGAGCGGCGGAUUACGGAAAGUAAGCUGCAUUUCCGCGAAUGCCAGCAAGACAUUGUCUGAGGUGGUGCAGCAGCCAUGAACUCCCAGGAUCCUCCUGCCAAAGAUGCCCCGCUCACUGUCAAUGAGCAGCCAUUCACUGUCUGACAGCAGAAGUAUUUUUUCAGCCAUUUAAAUCCUGCACUUUGAAAUUCCCCUGCCAGGGACAACCAGGUCUUUCAUCAUUUCACUCCAUGAAUCAUCAACUAUAAGUCAGCACUGGGUUUAGACCAUGCAGGCAGCGGGUUAUUGUCAUGUCUGGUCAUGAGACUAUUCGUGUACUAGAAGUUGAGGUUGAUGCAUCUCUGCCAUCAUUAGCACCUGAUGGGAAGAGUGAAGGCAAAGCUGAGGAGUCAAUAACUCAGGGUGCAGAGAAUGCUGAGGCCGCCAGCACCCAGGAUAGCCCCACCGUGCCCCUCAGCACUGGUGAAGCAGGGAUUGGUGAGCAGCAGGUGGCGUCUGUUGAUGUUUUGGCUCCUGCUCUCCAAACAGUGAAUCCUGCUGUUCCCUUCAGCGUGUCCCUAUCCCAGCCCCAGGCCACCAUGCCCUUUACUGUACACGGCUGUCCACAGGUUCUGACACAGGAAAGUCUGGCCACUUUAAUGACUGGUAUGAUGGCUCAGACGGGGUCACUGGGCCAACCCUUGCUUAUCCCCUUCAACAUGGCCGGUUCCAUCACCGGCCAGGGCGGCUUAGCUGUUCUCACUCUGCCAACCACCAACGUAGCCACUCUCCCCGGCCUCACAGCAGCUAACUCAGCGGGAAACCUCCUCAAACUGCCCUUUGCUGGCCUACAAGCUGCAACCGUUUUGAACUCUGUCCAGCCCCAGCUGCAGACAAAUACACAGACAAUGUUCCAGUCUCAAGCAGCAUCUAUGCAGCCGGUCCAGACAGCUAUGCAGCAGGUGCCUCCUCAGCAAACACGGGUUACCAACGCACCGGUCCCUUCUGCUCAGUCAACAGUUGCCCAGAUGACCUCUGUUGCCAACACUGUCUCUCAGCCCAGCAUAUCUGUGGCAGCACUUCAGACAGCAGGACUGUCCUUUAACCCGGCCAUUAUCAGUGCUGCUUCGUUGGGUGCACAGCCUCAGUUCCUCAGUUCUCUCACAUCAACCCCGAUCAUCAACAGCACCAUGCCCAGUAUGGCUGGCAUCACCAGCCAGAUAAUCACAAAUGCCCAGGGGCAGGUUAUAGGGACCUUCCCCUUGCUGGUGAACCCAGCCUCUCUGGCUGGAGGGGCUGCAGCUCCCACGCUGCCCCUGCAGGGUCUCCAGGUCCAGACCAUUGCUCCACAGCUGCUUCUCAACACCCAGGGCCAAAUUAUUGCGACCGUAGGAAAUGGACCUGCUGCGGUGGCAACUUCUGCUGCAGUUCUGCCUAAAACUACAGCUCCUCCUACACUUACCAUACCAAGCACACAGGCUUCAGUAACAAGUGUUACUCAGUCACCUGUUGUCAUUGCACCGCAGCCGUCUUCAAUGAAGACCUCGACCACACUCGCCUCAACAGCACCCAUCCCUUCGGGAGAGAUGGCAAAAGUGGGGCAGCUUGUCAGCAAGCCCCAGCAGGCAGUCAGCAGUGAGGAAGGCAUUAAUUUGGAGGAAAUCCGAGAGUUUGCCAAGAACUUUAAGAUCCGCCGGCUGUCGCUGGGUCUCACACAGACACAAGUAGGGCAGGCCCUUACUGCAACGGAGGGUCCGGCCUACAGCCAGUCCGCCAUUUGCAGGUUUGAAAAGCUUGACAUCACCCCCAAGAGUGCUCAGAAGCUAAAGCCAGUUUUAGAGAAGUGGCUGGCUGAGGCCGAGCACUGGAACCAGAAAGGCCAGCAGAACCUCAUGGAGUUUGUCGGUGGUGAACCGUCCAAAAAGCGCAAACGGCGCACUAGUUUCACACCUCAGGCGAUCGAGGUCCUUAACUCCUACUUUGAGAAGAAUGCUCUACCCACAGGCCAGGAGAUUACAGAGAUCGCCAGAGAGCUUAACUAUGAUAGAGAGGUUGUGCGGGUGUGGUUCUGCAACAGACGACAGACACUGAAGAACACGAGCAAGAUCAAUGUCUUCCAGGUUUAGGAGCAACCUCGUUCUCAUCCCCAUUAGGGUGGGAAGAAAAUGGAUUUUUGUUUAAAGUAAAAAUCAAGAAAAUUGUAAAGUCAUGUUUGAAAAAUGAGUUGGAACUGUCUUCUAAGGUUCUGUAUGCGAACACUAAACUAGUGGGGUGUGUACUCAGUUAUACUGCAUGGUCCUUUUAUCUCAGCUAUAACAUGCCAUAUUUAAGAUACAUGAUAAACCUUUUUUUAUAAUUGGUUUUAUAAGCUAACCCUUUUCAUUUAUUUUAGGUGUUUGUGUAUUAAAUCUUAGUUUUGGUAUUAUGUAUGUUAUUCUGUUGUCAGCAUAUUUGAGAAAUAUUCUGAAUAAUAGGACAGUUGUAAUUGGUAAUUUAUUUCAUACCUGAAGCAUUUACUUUUUUUCUGAAAGACUGAAGGUUUGUCAGAGUCUGAAAAGGCAAUAACCUUAUUUUCAGUUUUUAUUGUCUACAGAACUCCAGUUACAAUAGGUCUGCCCAGUGCUUUGGGACAAUCAUCCCUUUGAUGGAUAAUCAGAAAGAUGAGAACAAAAUCUGCGCUCGCUGUUUAUCAUUUUGCAAUUCAGAUUUUGUUCAAGCUGUGUGAACUUGGUCACGUUCUCAAUGUUGACACAGAACGUCAUAGCCGACGCUGCAGACGCGAUAGGUUUGUAGUAAACUAAAGUGGAUCUCUUUUUCAUGUGUCGUGGCAGAAUGAGGGACUUUGCCAACUAUGAUACAUAUGUGUGAAAACAGCAAUCUGUUUGACUUUACACUUUAAGUGCUGGUAGUGUUUUGAGGGUAUUUCUCUCUUUUAACUGUUUUAACUCUGCCUAAUAACCUUAUAUAAUAUCUUUAAGUAGAAACUUACAGUCAUGAAUAGAUUUAUUGGCACUCCUGGUAAAGAUGUAUAAAAAGCCUUAGAAUACAUUAAUCUUUCAUUGCAGUAGGUUCAUCUCAAACUGAAAUUUUUUUUCAGUGGGGUAAAUAAAAAACAACCCAUGUUA